Messenger RNA from Pongo pygmaeus (Bornean orangutan), 978 nucleotides. RefSeq names its product transcription factor E2F5-like. Gene Ontology annotation, molecular function: protein dimerization activity; RNA polymerase II cis-regulatory region sequence-specific DNA binding; DNA-binding transcription factor activity, RNA polymerase II-specific. The transcript has 5 exons. NCBI's taxonomy places the organism in Eukaryota, Metazoa, Chordata, Mammalia, Primates, Hominidae. Gene Ontology annotation, biological process: regulation of transcription by RNA polymerase II. The record is from RefSeq and is a predicted model, not a curated record. Gene Ontology annotation, cellular component: RNA polymerase II transcription regulator complex. The coding region runs from base 1 to 564 and encodes 187 amino acids.
AUGUUGUUCCUUAACUCCUAUGACAGUACGUUUUCCUAUGUAACUCAUGAAGACAUCUGUAAUUUCUUUAAUGGUGAUACACCUUUGGCCAUUCAGGCACCUUCUGGUACACAACUGGAGGUACCCAUUCCAGAAAUGGGUCAGAAUGGACAAAAGAAAUACCAGAUCAAUCUAAAGAGUCAUUCAGUACCUAUCCAUGUGCUGCUUAUAAAUAAAGAGUCGAGUUCAUCUAAGCCCGUGGUUUUUCCUGUUCCCCCACCUGAUGACCUCACACAGCCUUUCUCCCAGUCCUUGACUCCAGUGACUCCACAAAAAUCCAGCAUGGCAACUCAAAAUCUGCCCGAGCAACAUGUCUCUGAAAGAAGCCAGGCUCUGCAGCAGACAUCAGCUACAGAUAUAUCUUCAGCAGGAUCUAUUAGUGGAGAUAUCAUUGAUGAGUUAAUGUCUUCUGAUGUGUUUCCUCUCUUAAGGCUUUCUCCUACCCCGGCAGAUGACUACAACUUUAAUUUAGAUGAUAAUGAAGGAGUUUGUGAUCUGUUUGAUGUCCAGAUACUAAAUUAUUAGAUUCCAUGGAAACUUGGGACUGUUAUCUACCUCUAACUGUGUAACAUUUUAGACUUCUUAAUAACCUAAGUAUUUAAAAUAAUGAAUGUAACACUUCUUUUAGUUCACUGAUUCUGAAGUGUUCUUCCCUAAUACUUUCUUUACUUCACAAAACUUCAACCAUAAAAACAAAGGGCUCUGAUUGCUUUAGGGGAUAAGUGAUUUAAUAUCCACAAACCUCCCCACUCCCAAAAGUAACUAGAUUCUGGAUUUCAACUUCUAAUUGUGAAUCCUUCUGUUUUUUCUUCUUACAAGAGGAAAGUUAAAGGACACUACAGGUCAUCAAAAACAAGUUGGCCAAGGACUCAUUACUUGUUUGUCUUAUAUUUUUACUGCCACUAAACUGCCUGUAUUUCUGUAUGUCCUUCUAUCCAG